CCAUACUGAAGUAGAAUAGGAUACAUAUUAUAUUACCAAGUCUCUAUCCUCAAAAUGUCGGCGUCGCAUAGUAAACGAUUGAUCAAUUCGGUACAAGACUGUGUUGAUGAGAAUUUAGAUGGUUUUGUAAGUAUAAACACUGGGAUACGACGUGUUAUUGGUCAUCGUAUCAUGGUCAGAGAAGAUUAUCAAGAUGUUAUUAAAGAAGGCAAGGUCAGUAUUGUGUCAGGAGGUGGAUCGGGACAUGAACCACAAACUACAGGUUCUGUAGGUAAAGGAAUGUUAACCGCCUGUAUUAUGGGAUCUAUAUUUGCAUCACCACCAUCACAAGAAAUAUUAUUAGCUAUUAGAUUAGUAGCUAAACACAAUCCAGCUGGCUGCUUGUUGAUUAUAUCUAAUUAUACUGGCGAUAAGUUGAAUUUUGGUGUAGCUAUGGAGAAAGCUAGACAGGAAGGUAUAAGAGUCGGAUCUGUUACUGUAGGGGAAGACUGUGCACUCGUAUCACAAGAUAAAUCAGCCGGAAGACGUGGUUUAGUAGGAGUCAGUGUAACUUUCAAGUUGGCUGGAGCACUGUCAGAAGAAGGACGAAGUUUAGAAGAAAUGAUUCCUCUAUUAAAUAACAUCAUCUGUAACAUGGGUUCGAUGGGGUUAAGUUUAACAGCCUGUACAAUCCCAGGAUCUGGUGCUACAUUUACCGUAGCAGACGAUGAAAUGGAGCUUGGGCUAGGUGUGCACGGAGAAGCAGGUAUUAAAACGCUUAAGUUGAAAACCGCUAAAGAAUCCGUCAAAAUAGUGAUAGAGCAUAUGACGAACCCAGAAAACAGAUAUCAUAUUAAAUUAUCAAACCGUGAUAGAAUAGCGUGUUUUAUAAACAACCUUGGUGGUACUACAAACAUGGAGAUGAACAUAAUUUCUGGAGAAAUUUUAACUUAUCUUAAAGAUACAAUGGGGGUUGUUGUAGAGAGAGCGUAUUCUGGUAGUUUUGUAACUUCACAAGAAAUGUGUGGAUUUAUCGUAACGCUUCUUCAUGUUGACGAUACUCUUAUUGGAUUGUUAGAUGCAAGAACUGACGCUCCUAUCUGGCCGCAUCAUCUCUUGUCGUCAGUGAAGAAAGAUGAUCGGCGACCAAUAAAUGUUGAGCUGGAGAAUGUCGAGGUUGAAACCAGAGAUAUUGACGCCAUAGUAUUCAAAACACCAGAUGACAGUUAUCUGAUGUAUGAUAUUAUAAAUAAUAUAUGCAAGAGUUUGAUAUCAUCAGAAGCUAGGUUAAACCUUCUUGAUACAGAAGGCGGUGAUGGUGAUUGUGGUAGUACAUUAUCUAAAGGAGCUCAAGUCUUGUUAACCAUGCUUGGUUCCAAAGAUAAUCCCGGACUUCCUGUACAUUGCCCUUAUUUAUUAUCUUUAUCUGUAGCUAAUAUAGCAGAAAAUUAUAUGGGUGGUUCUUCAGGCGCAUUAUAUAGCCUGAUGUUAACAUCUGGAGCCAAUUGUGUUAAAGACAUCAUAUCACCAACUUCAUGGCACCAAGCCUUACAUACGGCCAUCAAUACUAUUAAAAGAUAUGGCGGGGCAGAGCUUGGUGAUCGAACCAUGCUGGACCCACUUUAUGCAGCCAGUGAAGUAAUUAAAGAAAGGAUGGGUAAAGAUUCCAUUGUAUCAGUUUUAAAACGAGCAGCAGAGGCAUCCGAGCUUGCAGCCCGCCAGACUGCUAACAUGAAGGCACGGGCCGGGCGAGCAAGUUACGUUAGUGCUGACAGAUUGAAGGAAGCAGACCCAGGAGCAGUGGCUGUUGCACUAUGGAUGAGAGCAAUGUCAGACACUAUCGAAAAAUAUUACUCGUGAACAAACACCAAAUGUGCAAUAUUGAAAUUGAAGACAUUAAAAUGAUAUUUUCCGUCCGUCAUUUGUCUUUCUUAAAGGGACAAUAACACUCUUGCUGGCUUGACAGCUCCAGAAAAUAAAAAAUAGCCUUAUUCUAAGUACUAGAUGUGUUAGUGUCCUACCUGUUGCUUAAAUUAUCCAUUAAAUCUUAUUUUACUUGUCCAGAGGGUUCAAAAAUAUGUUUAAAUCAAAGUUACAUUUGAAAAGCUUUACGUCAGGCUUUUCAAAUCAUUUAGUUGAAUUUUUCCAAUUUUUUAAAUUAGAUGUGUUAAGAUGAAAUUUGUAUCAUCAAUUAAUUGGAAUAUUGUAAAAUAGUGCAAUUUGUUGACCAGAAUAAAGAUUGGUACAUAUUA
Molecule: messenger RNA, 2231 nt
Organism: Patella vulgata (common limpet)
Lineage: Eukaryota; Metazoa; Mollusca; Gastropoda; Patellidae
Product: triokinase/FMN cyclase
Exons: 16
Coding region: 55-1839 (594 amino acids)
Biological process (GO): glycerol catabolic process
Cellular component (GO): cytosol
Molecular function (GO): glycerone kinase activity
Source: RefSeq, a predicted model, not a curated record